UUCGCGGGCGGCCGAGGCAGGUGGGCGCCGCUGGUGCGGGAGGGACGCGCGUCCUCGCUGUCGCCAAAGUUCUGCUCCGUAGAGCGGGUGGGCACCAGGCCCAACGCAGGCCCUCCGUGGGAAGCUGGGUUGGACAGCCGGCGCCCCUGGCUCAGCAGGAGGCUCCUGGGGCGGGGACCGGGUCGGGCCAGGCCGGCGACAGCGAGCCGGACCCUGUCCCGCGCCCGGGCCCCGCCGCGCGUGCCCAUGGAUGCUCCACGCCCCGCAUCGAGGGCGGACCCCGCGCCGGGACCCCGGAGCCGCAGCGCACGCCGGGGUGCCCGGCCGGAGCUGCGCGGAGUGUGCGCCGGGCGCAGCCACGCACCAUGAUGAAGACGCUGUCCAGUGGUAACUGUGCGCUGAGCGUGCCGGCCAAGAACUCCUACCGCAUGGUGGUGCUGGGUGCCUCGCGUGUGGGCAAGAGUGCCAUCGUCUCACGCUUCCUCAAUGGCCGCUUCGAGGACCAGUACACACCCACUAUCGAGGACUUCCACCGCAAGGUGUACAACAUCCGCGGCGACAUGUAUCAGCUGGACAUCCUGGACACCUCGGGCAACCACCCCUUCCCUGCCAUGCGCCGGCUGUCCAUCCUCACAGGUGAUGUCUUCAUCCUGGUGUUCAGCCUGGACAGCCGUGAGUCCUUCGAUGAGGUCAAGCGGCUGCAGAAGCAGAUCCUAGAGGUCAAGUCCUGCCUGAAGAACAGGACCAAGGAGGCAGCUGAGCUGCCCAUGGUGAUCUGUGGCAACAAGAGCGACCACGGGGAGCUGUGCCGCCAGGUGCCUGGCUCUGAGGCCGAGCUGCUGGUGUCUGGUGACGAGCACUGUGCCUACUUUGAGGUGUCAGCCAAGAAGAACACCAAUGUGGACGAGAUGUUUUACAUGCUCUUCAGCAUGGCCAAGCUGCCCCAUGAGAUGAGCCCCGCGCUGCACCGCAAGAUCUCUGUCCAGUACGGUGACGCCUUCCACACCCGGCCCUUGUGCCUGCGGCGCGGCAAGGGUGUGGACGCCUACGGCAUGGUCUCGCCCUUUGCCCGGCGGCCGAGUGUCAACAGUGACCUCAAGUACAUCAAGGCCAAGGUCCUGCGGGAGGGCCAGACCCGUGAGAGGGACAAAUGCACUGUCCAGUGAGCCCGGCAUGCGGGGGACUCAGGGACUUAGGCAGCCUUAGAGGGGCCCGGGGUGCCUGCCUGCUGCCUGUGUUCCCUGCCGGGAGCCCCAUCUGGACCCCUGCCUCAGAGGGGAGACCCCUGAGGCGCUAUGAUCUUUGAGUUCCUUUGCCUUCCUGCCUAUCCCCCAGUCUCCUCAUUCCUUCUGUCUGCUGGCCUCAGCUUCCCCAGGGAGGAUGCGACUCUGAGCCCAGGGCACAGGGAGCUUCAGGGACCAAAUUGGUGGCAUCUUCUCGCUGCAGCAGAGCCUUUGGAGCAAGUGCCUGGAUGGCGGUCACAGGCACUCUCCCUGGGUAGGGCUGGCAUGGUGGGUUGCCUCUGGGGUGCUGCUAGCUCUGCAGUGCCCACCGUUGGCACCCCUUCAUCUACAGUCCCUGAGGAGCCUAUGUUCUACCUGCUCCUCUGCCCCACUUGUCCUGCAGCUCCCCCCCCCCCAUGUUCCUCUGCUCCACAGUGGCACCAGGUGUUUGCGACUGCACCCUGUCUUGAGGGCAGUGGACAUGGUGGCCCUGGCCAGUUCCGUGGUGCAGGCCUAGUGUCUUGGCCAGUGACUGCUCCCUCCUGUGCAGUCAGCAAUCCCAGCUGCUUUCCACAGACCAGGGCCCCAGGUUGCCGGCACAGACAGCGCCCUGCAAGAGCCUGGCUGACCUUACAGUAUUGGUCCUCACGCGCUUAGUGAGCACCAGUGAUGCUGUGCCCACCAUGCUAGGAAGUGAGAGGGGCACGCCCAUCCACCAGUGCUGUCUGUGCAAGGCCGUUGGAAGGAGGCACAGUGGUGGUCGGGCUGCCCCCAGGACAGAUGUGGGCACCAUGUGCCCGGCCUGGUGGCUCUGUGCCUGUAGCCCAUGUCAACCCAAAGGGCCACAGCUCUUGUCAGAGAACCCUAAAGAUGCUGAGUUUAGGGUUCGAGAGGCCACAUGGUAUCUCCGGAGUAUUUCUGAGGCCCACAGAGCUGAGCCACCAGCCUGGCUUCCUCCUGCUGUGGGCUGCACGGGGCAGAGUAGAGCAGACCUGCACUGGGGAUGCACACCAAGGGAGGUGCCCCAUCCUGCAUUCUGCACCCAGCCCCAGUUCAAGCAGCAAUGAGGCCCUGUGACCCAGUGUACACACACGUAUACAGGCUCUCCACACCUGCUCCUGCAACCCCAUUUCUGUCCCCUGCUCCACUCCCUGUGUGGACCCUCAGAGCAGACCCAGGGCCUUGUCCAGGGGGUGCUGUCUGCUCCUCCCUCCCCUCUGCCCGGCCCCCAACUUCUGUACCUGUGCAUUAAAGUGGAUUUGUA
This is a messenger RNA of Octodon degus (degu), 2487 nucleotides long. It is a transcript of the gene Rasd2, whose product is annotated as RASD family member 2. The record is from RefSeq and is a predicted model, not a curated record. The transcript has 3 exons. The coding region runs from base 366 to 1166 and encodes 266 amino acids. Lineage: Eukaryota; Metazoa; Chordata; Mammalia; Rodentia; Octodontidae. Gene Ontology annotation, molecular function: GTP binding; GTPase activity.